Indicator indicator is the source of this 4342-nucleotide messenger RNA. It is a transcript of the gene RPRD2, whose product is annotated as regulation of nuclear pre-mRNA domain containing 2. Gene Ontology annotation, cellular component: RNA polymerase II, holoenzyme. Bases 1 to 4332 code for a protein of 1443 amino acids. The transcript has 11 exons. The record is from RefSeq and is a predicted model, not a curated record. Gene Ontology annotation, biological process: mRNA 3'-end processing. Gene Ontology annotation, molecular function: RNA polymerase II C-terminal domain binding. Lineage: Eukaryota; Metazoa; Chordata; Aves; Piciformes; Indicatoridae.
AUGGCGGCGGGCGGCGGAGGCGGCGGCCGGGCCUCCUCCUCCUCCUCCUCGGCCGCCGCCUCCUCGUCCUCGGCCGGCGCGCUGGAGGCCUCGCUCGAUAGGAAGCUACAGGCAGUAACCAACACGAUGGAAUCCAUCCAGGGCCUCUCCUCCUGGUGCCUGGAGAACAAGCGGCAUCACAACACCAUCGUCUACCACUGGAUGAAGUGGCUGCGUCGCUCUGCCUUUCCUCAUCGGCUGAACCUUUUCUACUUGGCCAACGACGUCAUACAGAACUGCAAGAGGAAGAACGCCAUCGUCUUCCGCGACACCUUCGCCGAGGUGCUCCCGGAGGCAGCCUCGCUGGUGAAGGAUCCAUCAGUUUCCAAAUCUAUUGAAAGAAUCUUCAAAAUCUGGGAGGACAGGAAUGUGUACCCCGAGGAGACCAUUUUGGCACUGAAAGAAGCUCUGAGUACCACUUUCAAAACUCAGAAGCAGCUGAAAGAAACUCUGAACAAACAACCGAAUAAGCCGUGGAAGAAAGCACAAACAUCCACCAACCCAAAAGCUGCUUUGAAGUCCAAGAUUGUUGCUGAAUUCAGACCCCAGUCUCUGAUUGAUGAGUUGCUGUUGUAUAAACGCUCAGAGGAUCAGAUAGAGCUGAAAGAGAAGCAGCUUUCCACCAUGAGGGUGGAUGUGUGUAGCACAGAAACACUUAAAUGCUUAAAAGACAAAACAGGAGGAAAGAAGUUCUCCAAGGAGUUCGAAGAAGCCAGUUCAAAGCUGGAGGAGUUUGUGAAUGGCUUGGACAAGCAAGUGAAGAACGGCCCCUCGCUCACAGAGGCCCUGGAGAACGCUGGCAUCUUCUAUGAGGCACAGUAUAAGGAGGUCAAGGUGGUGGCAAAUGCCUAUAAAACGUUUGCUAACCGAGUGAGCAACCUGAAGAAGAAGCUGGACCAGCUGAAGGCCACCCUUCCUGACCCAGAGGAGUCUCCUGUCCCCUCUCCCAGCAUGGAUGCCCCAUCUCCAACCGGCUCUGAGUCCCCAUUCCAGGGGAUGGGGGAGGAGGAGGCCUCCCGGUCUCCAGCGGGUGGAGGUCGCAAGCCAGGAUCUCCGGAGGCCGUGACGGAUAACAGGGAUGUGGAGGACAUGGAGCUGUCUGAUGUGGAGGAUGAUAGCUCCAAAAUCAUUGUGGAAGAGAGGAAGGAGAAGCAGACAGCACCAGCUGCGGUGUCCACCAAGACUGAAAGUGUCCCCAAAGUGGUUCCUUCAAGCACAGCAGCUGGCACCACCUCAGUGACAGUGACGAUGCCUGCCACGACCCCGGCAACCCCUCCGGCGCCCAAGGCAGCGGGCACGGCGCCCAUCCCUCCCUCACCAGCACUGGCCUUGCCCAACCUGGCCAAUGUGGACCUGGCCAAGAUCAGUUCCAUUCUCAGCAGUUUAACUUCCGUAAUGAAGAGCACAGGUGUCAGCCCUGCCUCCAGACCUUCUCCAGGAACCCCAACCAGUCCCACAGCUCUCACGAGUGGCCUGAAGACUCCCAUCAUGGGGACUCCAUCUGCUCCUUCAAAUCCCUUGGCAAAUAUUCUCUCCAAGGUGGAAAUAACUCCUGAGAGUAUUUUGUCUGCGCUCUCCAAAACCCAGACUCAGACUGCACCAGCGCUGCAAGGUCUGUCAUCCCUGCUGCAGAGCGUGGCUGGAAACAGCGUUCAGUCGAGCGACACCGCAUCGCAGAGCACUUCGGCCUCGCCAGCCAACACAACUGUCCCUUGCCUGAAGGGGAGGAAUGUUCCACCCAAUCCUCAGUCCUUCAUUUCCAAAGGUUUUGGUUACUCUCCAAACUCAUCUACUGCUGAGGUCUCCUCCACUUCAGUUAAUAAGGCUUCUGUUGGACACACCCCAGGGCUGUCAAGCUCCGGUUUUAAGCCGCCAACCAAUUCCCUGGGCUUUUCCAGCUCCCACCCUACCAGCCCUUCAUCCCUUUUGCCAACAGAAACCACCUUGGCUCAAACCUCUGAGAUUUCAAAGGCAAAGCUGGAAUCUGAACCCCCUUCUCCGAGCCUGGAGAUGAAGAUCCACAAUUUCUUGAAGGGAAAUCCUGGCUUCAGUGGCCUGAACUUGAAUAUUCCCAUUCUCAGCAGCUUAGGGUCCAGCAUCACAACAGAGAGUCACUCAUCUGACUUCCAGCGUGCUCCUACCAGCACUUCCAUGGAUAAUGUGGAUGGAACGCCGGUGCGGGAUGAGCGGAGCGGGACACCCACCCAGGAUGAGAUGAUGGAUAAACCCUCAUCAAGCAACGUCGACACCAUCUCCUUGCUCUCCAAAAUCAUGAGCCCUGGCUCCUCUACUCCUAGCAGCACCAGGUCACCUCUGCAGAGCCGGGAUGAUGGAUAUUCCCAAGAGCUUCCCAAUUCUGUGCACACCUACCGACCCUUCAGCCUCGGCAGAGAGUCACCAGCUGGUCUGUACAAGCAGCCUGCAGACAGCAUGGAGAUGCCCUCGUCGCUGGGGAUGGACUCUUCCCAGGAGAAGUUUUACCCCGACACCUCUUUCCAGGAGGAUGAGGAUUACCGUGACUUUGAUUACUCUGGCCCACCGCCCUCGGCCAUGCUGAACCUGGAGAAGAAGCCCACCAAAUCUAUCUUGAAAUCGAGCAAGCUCUCCGACACCGCCGAGUACCAGCCGGUGCUGUCCAGCUACGGCCAGAGGUCACAGGAGUUCGGUGUGAAGUCCUCCUUCCCACAGGCCAUGAGGUCCAUCCUGGAUCAGAGCGAGAGCUGCGACCCGCUAGCAGCAUCCCCCGGCAUGUACGGGAGCUACGGCCUGAGGGGCAGUGACUCUGCCUCAGAUGGCUCCCCAUCACCCAGCAAGAGCGAGGUGUUCUUCACCCCAGACUCCAACCACAACAACCUGAGCAAGUCAGGGGUGCACUCUGGCCUCUCGCAGAAGCAGUACCCAGACUCCCCCCACUCGCUUUCCCACCGCUCGCUUUUCUCUUCUCAAAACGCCCUCUCCAGCCCUGCAGGCCGAGCGCCGGCAGCUGGUGUGGAGAAAUCCUUGGCUUCUUCCAUUUCUGCCACCUCCACCAUCGAGUUCAAGAACAUGCUCAAAAACGCCUCCCGCAAGCCCUCUGACGAGAAACAUUUUGGCCCCAUGUCCAAAAGCAGCUCUGGAGAUGGGGUGAGUUUGUCCGGGGCUUCCAAGGGCGAGCCAGAGGAGCACUACCGCAUCGAGACCCGCGUCUCCUCCUCCUGCCUGGACCUGCCCGACAGCACGGAGGAGAAAGGGGCUCCCAUCGAAACCCUGGGCUACCACAACGCCUCCAGCCGCGGGAUGCCUGGAGAGCCCAUCCAGACUGUGGAGUCCAUCCGGGUGCUGGGCAAAGGGAACAGAGGACACGGGCGAGAGGCAAGCCGUGCAGCCACAGGCUGGUUUGAGAUGGGCAGCGGCGGAGGCGCCUUCGAUAAUGGCCCCUCGGCCACGGCGGAGCUUCCUGGCAUGGGUGGGUUCCCAGCGCCCUACAAGGAGCACGUGGCCCCCUUCCAGGAGAGCGUCAACAACUUCCGCACCAACAGCUUCAGCCCCGCAUUCGAGCACCACCUGCCUCCACCCCUCGCGCCGCCCCCCAUCGAGCACGGCGCUCCCUUCCCGAGGGACCCGGUGGGGCCUCCCGCCGGGCCCCCCCCUCCUCCCGCCAAGGACCACGGCAGCCUCUUCCCGAGGGAUCACUCGGUGCCCCCUCCCCGCAUGCCGUCGGUGGAUCACACCAACCCUUUCUCGAAGGAAACCUCUGCUCCGCUGUCCCUGCCUCUCGGCGUCCCACCUCCUCCUUCUGUGGAGCACGCUGGGGUCCCCUUCCCCACGCCCCCACCACCCCCUGUCCCUGGGGAGCAUGCCGGGGUCCCCUUCACUACCCAGCCGCCGCCAACCGGGGACCACAGUGCUGGUGGCCCUCCCUUCCCCGCGCCUCCGCCCCUAGCGGUGGACCACCAAGGGACGAUGAAAGAGCAUUUCCCUGUGCACCCUGCGCCCCGGGAGCCCUCGGCACAGCCCCAGCAGCGGGACCACACUGCAGCCCCCCUGUCCCGCUCCCGCGAGACCGUGGGGCUCACUCCCCUCCCCAGGGAGCAGCUGGGGGCUGCCCAUUCCAUGGGGCCCCCAGCUCACAGGGACAGCGGCCGUGGCGGUGGGGCAGUGCUGGUCAGGACCCCCCGUGCUGACUUCAGGCCACGGGAGCCUUUUGUUAGCAGAGAUCCCUUCCAUAGCCUGAAACGGCCCCGGCCACCCUUUGGCAGGGGGGGGGCCCCUUUCUUUGCCCCAAAACGCCCCUUCUUCCCCCCCAGGUACUGAAGCUCCUGAG